Messenger RNA from Pimephales promelas (fathead minnow), 1467 nucleotides. The record is from RefSeq and is a predicted model, not a curated record. NCBI's taxonomy places the organism in Eukaryota, Metazoa, Chordata, Actinopteri, Cypriniformes, Leuciscidae.
CCCUUGCUCAGUUCAUUCCCAGCAAGGACACAAAUGUGACAACUUAUUGCGCUCUUUUAGAAAACAAUGUGGAAAAACAUAUGGAAUAUGGUGUUCCUGGUCCUGAUGGUGUGGAAUCUGUUUGUGACCACUGACACAAAGCACACCAGUAAAGAAGGAAAGUCUCGGAGACGAAAACUGGAAUCACAUCCUCGCCGGAAAGGGUCAUCUGUCAAAAUUUCCCCAGAUCCAAUGAUGACUGGUCCAGAAUCAGGCGUGAUGCCUGGUGCUGUUGAAACAGACUUUGAUAAGAGUAUCGAGGACAUGGUGUCCCAGGUCAGAAAUGAUCCCAACUUAACCAUAAGCAAAUGUGUGGUGGACCGCAAAAUGUGGAUGUCCAAUAGUCGCAGCCUCUCUCCCUGGUCCUACAGAAUCAAUCACGACGACAACCGUAAGCCCGUGGACAUCCCAGAGGCCGUGUGUUCGUGUGUGGGAUGCAUCAAUCCUUUCACCAUGCAGGAGGAUCGCACCAUGACCAGCGCCCUCAUCUACACCAAGAUCCCCGUGCGCAGACUCCUCUGCCACCGGCCUACGAAGAAGCCGACGAAGAAGAAGACAUGCGUUCCCCGUUACAGAACCGUGGUGGAGAGCAUCGCCGUGGGGUGCACGUGCAUCGUGGGCUAGCUGAGUGCAUUGGAGGGACCUUCACGUUUCAACCUGUUUUAUAGCCUACUGCAAAUGAAUCCGGAUCCAAUUUGGCAUAUAUGAUUUUCCAUGUAACAAAUAGUGAAGAAUACAUUUAGUGAGCUCAAUAAAUACAUGUGAGUGCACAUUUUAUUUAAGAUUUUGAACAUUUAAUGUCAUUACUUGCACUGUGACAUUGCAGGCUAAAAAUUUUUUAAAGAUAUUUGGGCAGUUUUUACAGUUUUUCUCAAAACUGUAUACCUUUUCAAUCUUCACAUCAUUGUGUCACUUGUGCAUAUCAAAAAGCAGUUUCUCAUUUCUUUGCUUUGGUACAUCCAUGCAAAUGAUUACGAACAAUUCUCUGCUGUCCCUUACAUUAUUAAUUGCUUAUGUCACUUUGAUCAAAAUGUAUUAUAAUGGGUCUCUGUUGAAUUGUCUCACCCCCACAACAUUUAGGCAUUAGUUUCUAAGUCUUUACAUGCAAAAUGGUUGAACAUGUUGUCAUAAUAUGCAUGUUGUACAGGUUUCCCUAUAAAGGAGAUUGUCCUGUUCACAUUUCUUUCCUUUCUGCAUUGCAAUGACAUUGUCUGUCAACAAAUUACAGUAAAACAGUAAAAGCGUGAAUCUUGUCCUGUCUCUUGCAAUCAAACUCCCACAAUUAACAAUAUAUUCUCAUCAAAAUAUCAAUAUUUUACAUCAGAACAUGAUCCCUCCAGUGUAGACUGUUAUAUUGACAACUUGACUGACCAUUUUGCAAGAUGUAAACACUGGCCCAGAAACACUUCCUGUUUCAGUUUGUAACUG